This is a messenger RNA of Antechinus flavipes (yellow-footed antechinus), 4399 nucleotides long. It is a transcript of the gene HOXA6, whose product is annotated as homeobox A6. NCBI's taxonomy places the organism in Eukaryota, Metazoa, Chordata, Mammalia, Dasyuromorphia, Dasyuridae. Gene Ontology annotation, molecular function: RNA polymerase II cis-regulatory region sequence-specific DNA binding; DNA-binding transcription factor activity, RNA polymerase II-specific. The transcript is spliced from 2 exons. The coding region runs from base 2063 to 2767 and encodes 234 amino acids. Gene Ontology annotation, cellular component: nucleus. Gene Ontology annotation, biological process: regulation of transcription by RNA polymerase II; anterior/posterior pattern specification. The record is from RefSeq and is a predicted model, not a curated record.
ACUUACGGAUGUUUGUAAAUAUACAUAUGUACCCACCAGAUCUCUCCAGAUUAGGAGGGUGAAAAGAGAGAUAGGAAAAUGGAGGGGGGAUAGCAAGAGAUUAACAAAGUUCCUGCUUGAUCACUGAAGGUAAUUGCUACUGCCACUGAUAUCGCUGACACCACCAGGAUAUUGCUGAGAGUUGCAUACAUUCGCUAGGGUUUUACUGAUCUUAUAAGCAGCCUCCGGAAAUGCAGCAAGAUGGUAUAAAUAGACUUUCUCCAGCCACCAUAGAAUUCAGGGUUUUAAAGCUAAUCCAGAAGGCUUUACAAACACCACCAUAAAAAUGCCACUGGGACGUUAUUGCGUUUUUGUUGGUUGUUGUUGGGUUUUUUUUUUUUUUUUAAGAGAUGGAUACAUCUGCAGGGAAGUCAAAGAUCUAGAGGAAACACCUCUUGGAAAGUCAGCCUGGUUAGAAGCAUUCAUUUAUUCGCUGUCUGGGGCGCAAGGGGUUAGAUAUCCAGAAUUUCUGGGGCUAACUACCAGAACUCUACCCAGGACAUGAGCUCGUCAGAUUUGGGGCUGGGCUAGCCCUCCCAGGGCACAGAUUUCGACCUUUAUAGAUCUAUCAGUUCAUUCAAAUGUUCUGAAAGCCAGGGUUCGAUCAUUUAGUCCUCGGGAUUGCGAACAGGGCCAGAGCUGCCCGGCCUCUUUGAGUAUUGGCCCACCGCCUAGUUCAAUAGAGAAGUCUUUUUAAUAAGGUAAACACGUCUCUCUGGAUUUCGAUUUCAGUGUGUAAACAGCCGCAAUGAACUGAGGGAAAAGGAAACGCGAACGUUCUGAGGGAUUAGAAGGCCGAGGGAGUUGGGGGAGACCCUUGAUGGCUUCGGGUGCCCCCAAAUCUUUACAAGUCGCCUAUUUGGUUAGUUAGUUAGUUAGCAAUUUCCUUCUGCUCUCGGUAGAAAAUGGCUGGAUUCGGGAUCGCUCUUUCGGGAAUUGGUCUGGGGAGAUGAGAGUGGGGAUUUCUGGUCGCUGUGGCCCAGGUGUUUGGGACCUCAGCAGUCGUCGGAAGGUCCCUGUGUCGGGGCAGUAGAGGUGCUUAGUCUUUUUUUUUUUUUUUUUUUUUUUAAUGGAAUGAAGCGGCUUGCGGCACGAAAGGGGGAUCAGAACCAUUUAGGACAGUGCCUGUGCCUGACUCUCCGGUCAAGCAGAGUGCAAAUCUGCCUUUCGUGCCUUUCCCUCUUUUACAAGGCUCGGCUGGACGAGUUGUCCGCAGGCCUCUUUUGGGGUCAAUAGGAGAGGAAGGGGUGACCCCCUCUGCUUCCCAAGUUUCACUAAGCAGAAGAGAGGCAGGAGGCCUUCUUUGAGCUUUGCCCCUCCCCUAGAGCGUGCGGUGGGACUCCAGCGCCCACGGGUGGGAGGUGAAGGAGAGGUAAGGGUAAGGACCCCCUGACCUCGGCCUCCCCCUGGCGGAGCCUAAAUAGACGAAUGGGUCCCUUUCUGCAGUUUCGGAGCCGUGUUUGGGAGGGAGGGGGAAAUGGAAAGAGAUAUGGAGGGGGGGGGGAGGAAUCUGUGGUUGUCACGGCCCCUCUCGGCUGAAGAUCUGUGGGCGUACCAGUUACUUAUGUGAGAGAGAGAGAGAGAGAGAGAGAGAGAGAGAGAGAGAGAGAGAGUGUAAGGGAGGCCUGGCCCAGGUUCCCCUCCAAGUGUAGGAGGCUGGAGGGCUCUCAAACCCCGGGGGCCCCGAGGCCAAGGAGGCCGAGGCCGACCCCCUCCCCGGCCGCCCUCGGCUGGCGUUCCGGGAAGAGAGGCGGGCGGGCAGGCUGGCUGUGCGUGCCCAUUAAUCUGCCGGGUGUGCGGGCUGGGGGUUGUUUGUAACUUUGCUGGCUCGGUCGCCGCGGGUCCCCGGGGAGCGGGCUCCACGGCUCGCUCCCAUUGGCCGCCGCGCCGUCAGCUGGUGCUAUUUGCUGCUGUCGCUUUUGGCGCUCGGCCAUCCAGAAACAAACCAGUUCGAUGACUACUAAUAGUUAUAGCCAGAUGUACUAAUACACAACAAAUCACGGUCCUGCAGAGGGGAGCGCAAAUGAGUUCCUAUUUUGUGAAUCCCACUUUCCCUGGGAGCCUGCCUAAUGGACAGGACUCCUUCCUCGGGCAAAUCCCCCUCUACCCAGCUGGCUAUGACGCUCUGAGGCAUUUCCCCGCUUCUUAUGGGGCAUCGAGCCUCCAGGACAAGACAUACACCUCACCUUGUUUCUACCAACAGUCCAACACGGUCAUUGCUUGCAAUCGAGCGUCCUAUGAGUACGGCACCUCUUGUUUCUACUCAGACAAGGACCUGAGUAGCGCCUCUCCCUCGGGCAGUGGCAAACAGAGGGGCCACGGGGAGUAUCUGCACUUUUCUCCUGAGCAACAAUACAAAUCCGAAAGCAGCGUGCAGGGCAAAAUCUUAAAUGACGAAGGCAGCGACCGGAAGUACACGAGUCCUGUUUAUCCCUGGAUGCAGCGGAUGAAUUCCUGUGCUGGUACCGUGUACGGCACCCACGGCCGAAGGGGAAGGCAAACUUACACCAGAUAUCAAACCCUCGAAUUGGAAAAGGAGUUCCAUUUUAACCGCUACCUGACGCGAAGGCGCCGGAUUGAGAUCGCCAACGCGCUCUGUCUCACAGAACGACAGAUCAAAAUAUGGUUCCAAAACAGGAGAAUGAAAUGGAAAAAAGAGAACAAACUCAUAAAUUCCACACAGCCCAGCAGCGAAGAAACAGAGGAAAAGGCAGGGGGAGUAGAAUAACGAAUGCAGCAGGAAAGUUCCCAGGCCUUCCCCUUUCUUAGCGGCUUUCCCCCCUUGUGUUCUCCUUCUGCCGACACUAUUGCUGCCCUAAGUAAUCACAGUCUGUUAUUUCUAAAGCUGGAGGAGAGGCUAUAUAUUUGCAAUCAACUGUGUGUUUCUUAAGAGAAAAAAAAAUAGGAGUCAUUUAGAAGUCUGUUGUGUACAUAGCUCCCCUUUCCCUUCUCCUGUAAAGUCAGUAAACCAGGGACCCCACCCCCAGAAGGGACCCUGUUUUCUGUUGGGCAUCUCGGAUUGUCCGAGUGUCUGUUCUAGUAGCUGCGAUUCGGUUACAGAAGCGAAUAGGUGCAUGGUUUAGCAUCUGAACUGUGAGCUAAUUUGGAGGGGGAAAAGCACCAAGCCGGCGUUUCAACCCUUUGAGAAUCUAUUUACGGUCGGGGUCGUCUCCUCCCUACGGUGUUUGGGAGCUGGCUGUCCAGCGGGAUCUACAAAAAGUUUUACGGUAGUAAGCAACAAUGCAACAAGACAUAAACCAAUAAAUCUGCUGAACAAAGAAGGGAAAAGACAGUUGGGGUCCCCCCGCACCCCCUCCCCCCAAAAAGACCUCUAAGAGUCAUUUCGCCUCGGGCAGAAAUGGGCAAUGGAAGAACUUUCAGGAAACAAAGAGUCGACUAGAAGGAGCUAUAAAACUCAUGUUCCCAAAUGAAGACGGUUAAGUCUAACUGCGAAAAAAAGCAACCUUCCAGGCAAGGCAAGAAAAUCGGGGCACUGAACUUUGCAGGCUCGGGAGAAGCCCGAUCUUUCCGAGGGUACAGUACCACGGGAGUCCCGGCUGCAAUUCCAGAAGAUCGGGUUGUUGUUGGUUCUCCCCCCUCUCUUUAAUGUCAGUAAGAAGGGGGCAUUUUUUUUUUUUAAUUAGGUGGUACAUUGGCCUGAGCUUUCCGCAUUUCCAAGUGGCUCGUGGGCUUGGUCCAGACUGUCUCUUAUCUCUCUGCUACCUUUGUCAUUUACUUUCGAAAUUCUAAGCCCAGGAAAAUAAAGGCGACAGCCCGAGCUGCCCUGAAAUGCUUCUAUUCUGGCUCUCCUUGAAUUUUUUCUCAUCAGAGCAGGACUCCCAAAGCAGGUCUAUCGAGCUAUCUCUGCAUCGCCCCAGCACAGCCUCUGCAUUUUCGGGGAACCAAGCCUGGGCACAGAGAUACGCAGCAAGAAAUCCCCUUGCUUUCGGGCAUCUGGAAUACGAAGAUUUUCCCCGAGCUCUGUCUUUAAAGCGAUUGGAAUAGCUAUCUAUGAAAAUCAUAUUUAUUUGUGGAAAAAAAAAAUUCGGCGGGGACAUAAAAUUGUACGGAAUUUGACCUCGCCUUGGAAAACUACAACACAAAAGCUAUCUUUGCUAGAUGUUUGUCAUUUAAAAUCGGCAGGGUAGUGUCCCUUAUGCGCCUGCAGAAAACAGGGCUGUGAUUGCAGCUGCUGAAGGGGGGGAGGAGAGAUUUAUUUCUCCAAUUGGUUCAGUGUACAUCACCCUAAAGAAAUAAGGGGAUUGGGGUGUUUUACAGAAUUCUGACCUGACAGCGGGACCCAAAGAAAAAGAAAAAAAAAAGCCCGGACUCAAAAAACAAAAAAGGCAACCCACACCAA